This is a messenger RNA of Schistosoma rodhaini, 1301 nucleotides long. Lineage: Eukaryota; Metazoa; Platyhelminthes; Trematoda; Strigeidida; Schistosomatidae. The record is from the annotation of a GenBank genome assembly.
UGCAAAUACUUAAUUGUUCACUUUAAUCAAACUAAGUUAGAUGUUUAAAGUUCAUUCUUAUGAUUUCAUUAUCUGUAUAUAAAUACAAUGGGAAUGAAUUGCUUACUAUGUUAUAAGCAUAAUGAUAUUACUACUUAUUACUACUAUUAUUUUUGUAUUAUUUGUGGAUAAUGAAAACUGUCAUCUUAUUCAACAAAACAAAACAUAUUUUCAUCCACUUUCUGAUAAAUUAAUCACAUUUAUCAAUAAACAUCCUAAUUCUGGAUGGAAAGCCAAAAGAACAAGUCGAUUUAUUACAGUUCAAGAUGCUAAAUCAAUGAUGGGUGUUAUAUUUGAAGAUAGUAAUCAAAGAAAAAGAAUACGUCCAACAAUCAGUCAUGAUAAUGUUAACAUUGAAUUACCAAAAUUCUUUGAUUCACGUAAACAUUGGAAGAAUUGUUCAAGUAUUAAAACAAUACGUGAUCAAUCUUCAUGUGGUUCAUGUUGGGCUUUCGGAGCUGUUGAAUCAAUGAGUGAUCGUAUCUGUAUUCAUUCUAAAAAUAAAAUCUCUGUAGAGUUAAGUGCUGUUAAUCUAUUAAGCUGUUGUACAAGAUGCGGUUUUGGUUGUAAAGGUGGUAUUCCUGGAAUGGCAUGGGAUUAUUGGAAAUAUGAAGGCAUUGUUACAGGUGGAUCAAAUGAAACACAUACAGGAUGUCAACCAUAUCCAUUCCCUAAAUGUAGCCAUCAUUCAAGCUCGAGAGGUUAUCCACCAUGUGAAAGUUAUAAUUUUUCAACACCAGAAUGUCAUGAAACUUGUCAAGAUGAUUAUGGAAAACCUUAUAAAAAAGAUAAAUUUUAUGGUAAAAGUUCCUAUAAUGUAGCCGGUGAAGAAAUUUCAAUUAUGAAAGAGAUUUUAUUAAAUGGUCCAGUUGAAGGUGGAUUUUAUGUUUAUGAAGAUUUUCUUAAUUAUAAAUCUGGUGUUUAUAAACAUAUCACUGGUUCAUAUUUAGGUGGUCAUGCUAUACGUAUCAUUGGUUGGGGUAUACAACAAAAUCAUAUACCCUAUUGGUUAUGUGCUAAUUCAUGGAAUAAUCAGUGGGGUGAUAAAGGAUAUUUUAAAAUUUUACGUGGCACAAAUGAAUGUGGAAUUGAAACCAUGGUAACAGCUGGUUUACCAAAUUUACAUAAAUAAACAAAAAAACCCAUUUCAUCAUUCAUUUAGAUAAACAAAUUAAGAGCCAUGAAGUACUAAGAUUCUAUUAUAGAUUAGUGUUAUGAUUUUGUAUCCAUGUAAUGUUGUCAAUAAAAAUCCAUGAUGAGUU